Acanthosepion pharaonis is the source of this 1038-nucleotide messenger RNA. NCBI's taxonomy places the organism in Eukaryota, Metazoa, Mollusca, Cephalopoda, Sepiida, Sepiidae. The record is from the annotation of a GenBank genome assembly.
AUGUCCUCAAACCCACACAUUCACUUAGUUCUCUUCUCUGGUAAUAUAUAUUCUCUUCUUCUUCCUUUCUCUCUUGUUCUAUUCUUUGUUUUCUCUCUCUCUCUCGCUCUCUCUCUCUCUCUCUCUCUCUGUCCUCUCAAUCUUUCUCCCUCUUUCUCUCUAUUUCUCUUUCUCUGUAUUCUAUUCUCUUCAUUUUCCUCUUUCUUUUUUAAUCUUCUUCAUCUUCUCCUUUUGUCUUACAUUAUUUGUUUUGUUUCGCAUCUUUCAUUUUUUUUUUCUUCUUCAUUUUCUUUCUCAUCCGUUCGGUUCAUUAUUUCUAUCGAUGUUGAAGUGAUCCUUCCUUCCUUCAUAACACCCCCACCCUCGACAACCUAUUCUAUACCAAUACUCUUCUAUUCCCACCACCUCGAAUUUCCGACGUUGUCGUCAUCCAUUUGUUAUUAUUUGCCGUUUCCUUAUUUAUUCGGAUUGGCGCGGGAUUAUUUUACCUUACUUUUUUUUUCUUUACUCUUUUUACUAUCGAUUUCACUUUCAUUUUCGGAUGUUCGUCGCCACUACCCUUACUGUUUCUCCACCACCCCACACACGUGCACCUACCCAGCUAUUCCUAUCUUCAUACUCCCAAAAGCCUUUUCCUUCCUUUUAGGCUCGGCUUACACUAACCUCACAGUCUGCGAUUGUGCACAUUUCCCGCCAAAUCCCCGGCUCCCAUCUCCUCUCCAUUCUCAAUACAACCCCCUUAUUUUCAAGCAAACACCUAUCCCAACCUUUCCUUUUCCAGAAUCCCAAUCUCUUUCUCUCUCUCUUUCUCUCUCUCUCUCUCAUUUUAGCUCCCAAUUUCAUUUACAUUAUUCUUUUAUCACUCUAUAUUUUCCACAUUCUUCUUUGAAUACGUUUUCAAAUCUUUUUUCUUUUUCUCUUUCUCGAUUUAUAAACUUAUUUCUUAGUUUCUCUGACGUCUCUCUACUGAAAUCUAUAUUUAUAAUAUCCUUCCCUUUAUUGCCACCACCCCUCAUAUUUCUUCAAUGCUACCCCUAA